Messenger RNA from Trematosphaeria pertusa, 1222 nucleotides. RefSeq lists its product as uncharacterized. The coding region runs from base 188 to 1018 and encodes 276 amino acids. The record is from RefSeq and is a predicted model, not a curated record. NCBI's taxonomy places the organism in Eukaryota, Fungi, Ascomycota, Dothideomycetes, Pleosporales, Trematosphaeriaceae. The transcript has a single exon.
UUGCAUACCCUCCAACGACUGCAUCGAACCACGGCAUCUUCACGACUUCACGAUAGCUCUUCAUCCGUCAUUCAUCAGCAUGAUCAUGAUUAGUUGUUGCUAGUAUGGGUGUUCGGUCGGCUCCUGGGUAUUGCAUAGCGCGGUGUUUUCUCCGGUCUUCUCAUUCAUCGUUUCUUUCCAUAGGCACAUGGUUACAGUAAUCCCAUUAGUUUACAAUCUCGUUACCAUCUCACUUUCUCUUCUCCUCUCACAUCCGUGCCACCUCUUCCCUUGCUGGGAACGCCUCAUCGUGUUCUCACGCUCAGUCCGUCUGACUCUGCGCCGUGGUGGAUCUGGGCGUUCUGUGCAACCAGCCGGUCACGCGGUCCUGAAACGCGCCUCCGACGGCUUGGCCGCGGCCAAGCCGUCGGAUCGCGACCUCCCGCUACUUGCUCAUAAAACGGCGGUUCCUGAUCUGCUGCGCUCGUCUCCACUAUUGGGAUCCUUAAAGACGACUUGCAUCCUGGACCUGGACUUUGGAGGCUGCGAACACGCGAGCACCACGGCGGCACGGACCACCCAUCACUCAUCAAGAACAACUCCAUACGAUAUCAGGCAGCGAGCGAGCAAGACAGCACAACUAAACGCAGCAUCGACUGCUUCGGCGGACAAAAAUCCAAAUCCCGACUUUGGCCCGUGCUUCUUUCUCACCCCCAUCUGGCACCACUCGUCCCCUCCCUACUCUCACCUGCAAAAGCAAACGCAAACCAAGCCAAACCGCUCAAAAUGGGAAAAUCGGGGCUCCAAUCCCAGGAAAUCGUUCUCCUUCUCUUCACGCUCUUCGGCAUCCUCGUCGUGCUCUUCCUCCUGCUCAUCGCAAUCGUCUUCCAGACCUGGGCGCUGUGGAAAAUGGCAAAGACGGUGGUGGAGGCGAAUACGGAAUCCGACGGCGGGAGGCGAAAGAGCAGUGCAAGGGGGAGUGGAGCGGCGUGGCUUGGAGGAGGAACACUGGUGGACAGGGAGGAUGACGGCGGGGUGAAGGGCCGGUUUGAGUGAGUGAGUGAGUGAGUGAGUGGUGGGCGCGAUAGGGGCUUGGGAAGGGGAGAGCAAGAGGAACGAAGGCUUGAAAGCGUAGAAAGAGCCAGCGCUGGAAACAAUCUGACGAAUUCGAAUUCCUCGCUCGACUGCGGAAGCAACCGAACGUCCCGCCGAACGGAAGGGCGCAAUGGCGCUGAGCCGAUCG